AUGUUCCAUUUGGUUCAUCUGUGCGGCGUGCUCGCCACUACCCUCUUCAUGCUCGGGUCCUCCCUCUCGCAGACACGGCUCGCUCCCGCCGACUCCCUCCUCGGCUUCCGGGGUUCCCUUUCUGGGCCCUCGCAGCUGCUUUUCCCCUGGCCGUCAGCGGGGAACGGCACCAGCGGCUCUGCCCACUGCCGCUGGGCAGGCGUCUCCUGUUUCCGCGGCUCCUCCGCCGUCCGAUCGCUCAACCUGACGGGAGUCGGCCUCUCCGGCACGCUGUCUGCUUCCGUUCCCCACCUCUGUGGCCUCAUCUCCCUGCUCGAGCUUGACCUCAGCGGCAACGAGUUCUCCGGCUUCAUCCCCCCACAGCUUGGGAACUGCUCCCGUCUCCGCGUCCUCCUCCUCAACGACAAUCACUUAACCGGCGCCAUCCCGCCGGAGAUCUUCGGGACGCGGCUCCAGGAGUUCGACGUUAGCUAUAAUUAUCUGACCGGCGGCAUUCCGCCCGAGAUAAGGCUCUCCGUCAACCUGGAGUACGCCGGUCUCAGCAACAAUUACCUGAGCGGUGAUCUCCCCGGGGAACUCUUCUCCUUGCUGACACUCGAACUUCUGUACCUCAACACGAACAAUUUCACCGGCCGCAUACCUGAACUCCCUCCUGGCUGCGCCAUCGCCGAGCUUUGGCUCCACGAAAAUCUGCUCUCCGGGCCGCUCCCGCGUAGCUUGGCCAAUUGCCGCGACCUCACCAUGCUGAUAGCUUCAGAGAACAGUUUAUGGGGAGCAAUCCCCGAUAUCUUCUCGGGGUUGCCUUCACUCCAAAUCCUCCGUCUCAACGGGAACGAGUUCGACGGGGGACUGCCCAAGAGCCUAUGCAACGGCGGCAGCCUCAACGACCUCGUUCUGUCCGAGAACAAGCUCAGCGGAACGAUUCCGGAGGAGAUCGGACGAUGCCGCCAUCUGACGAUUCUGAACCUGGGGGCCAACAAUCUGCAGGGCCCGAUCCCCGUCUCCAUAGGAAACCUCUCGCAUCUGACCAUCCUCUACCUGUACGAGAACUCGCUGGGAGGAAGACUGCCCGCCGAGAUGGGGAACUGCACGUCGCUGGGGGAUCUAGAGCUCCAGUUCAACUCUUUUGAAGGCCCGAUCCCUGAAGAGAUCUCUGGGCUCGAGCACCUGAAGACCCUUCUUCUCUUCAACAACACGCUCUCCGGCGUUCUCCCACGAGGAAUCGGGAAACUGAGCAGGCUCACUGAUCUGCAUAUCUAUAACAAUUGGUUGACCGGCGGAGUCCCGGAAGAGAUCACCCGCCUGAGUAAUCUGGAGCGCCUCUCACUCGCCCACAAUGAUCUCUCCGGUGUUCUUCCUUCUGAUCUGGGGAAGACGACGACAUCUGGUCUGGUUGAAGUUGAUCUGACGGGGAAUCGCCUUGAAGGGCCGAUACCCAGCGGCCUAUGCACUGGAAACAGGCUUGUUGUCAUGGGGCUUGGCGGCAACCGCUUCAAUGGUAGCUUCCCUCAGGAGAUCGGUGGCUGCUCGUCCCUCACCAGGGUGAUCCUCAGCAACAAUCGGCUUCAAGGACGUCUAUCCGGAAACUGGAGUAUUAAUGGAGGGAUCUCCUAUAUGGACCUCAGCGGGAACCUUCUUGGAGGGCACAUACCGCAGGUUCUUGGCUCCUGGUACAACCUCUCAAAGCUUGAUCUAUCGGACAACCAGUUCUCCGGACCGAUUCCUCACGAGUUGGGUAAUCUCAAGAAUCUUGAAGUCUUAGAUGCUUCUGGUAAUCAACUCACAGGAGUCAUACCAUCCGAGUUAGGCGACUGUGGAAAGCUCGCGAGCUUGGACCUCAGCAGAAACCUCCUCUCCGGGGCCAUUCCUGAGAAGCUUAUCACUCUAACCAGCUUGCAGCGCCUUCUUCUCCAGGAGAACUGUCUCAGGGGAGAAAUCCCUGAUUCUUUCACAUCUAAGCAGAAUCUGAUCGAGCUUCAGCUCGGACACAACCUGCUGGAAGGUCCUCUACCGUCAAACCUUGGUAAUUUGCAUGAGCUCUCGCUGGGGUUGAAUCUGAGCAGUAACCGGCUCUCCGGCAAGCUGCCCGCUAGCUUUGGCAAUCUGGGUAAGCUCGAGGUCCUCGAUCUAUCAAACAACUCUCUGUCGGGGGAGAUGCCGCCGGAGUUGGAGAAGAUGAUCUCCAUCUCUUCAAUAAACUUGUCCUAUAACCAUUUCUCCGGGAAGCUACCCCCGGAUUGGGUGAAAUUUCUUGCUUCGUCCCCGGAAUCCUUCGCAGGGAACGAUCUCUGUAUCCAAGACGACGUGACGAACUCGUGCCCAGUACCUAACCGGCGUGGCCGAACAACGAAGGAGAGAACGAUUCUGACUGUGAUCGGCUGCAUUCUCCUCUGCUUAAUCGGGCUCUCCGUCGCUCUAUACCUAACAUUCAGAGGUAAUGACCGUUGGGUUCGCUUGAAAACCCCCACACAAGGUUCUGGUUCAUCGAAGGACCUCCCAGAGGACCUGAAGAUCGAAGAUAUCAUGAAAAUCACGGAAGACUCCAGUGAGAAGCAUGUGAUCGGUAAAGGAAGGCAUGGCACAGUCUACCGUUUGCAGUCGGGGAUCGGGAAACACUGGGCGGUGAAGAAGGUAGAUCUCUCUGAAGGGAGACCCACCACGGAGAUGAAGAUCCUGUCCACGGUGAAGCACCGAAACCUGGUAAGAAUGGUCGGGUACUGCAUCAAAGAUGGCUUUGGUCUGAUGGUGUGCGAGUUCAUGCCCGGUGGAACUCUCUCUGAGGUCCUGCACCAGAAGAUGCCCCAGGUUCCGCUGGACUGGGAGGCCCGCUAUCUCAUCGCUCUGGGAAUUGCCGAGGGCCUGGCCUAUCUUCAUCACGACUGCAUACCAGCUAUAAUCCACAGAGACAUUAAAUCAGACAACAUUCUCAUGGACUCGGAGCUAAACCCUAAGAUCGGAGACUUUGGCAUGGCCAAGCUUUUGGAUGGCUCAGAUGCUGGCUUGACAAUGAGCUCAAUCGUCGGAACCCUCGGCUACAUUGCACCAGGUUUCUACUUGCUCUCUAAUUCUUUACAUGGCAACGUAAAAUCUGAUAUAAAUCUGAGUCUUCCCUUUGUCGCUGGUACAAUUUUUUUCUGCAGAAAACGGGUACUCAACCCGGAUAACUGAGAAGUCAGAUGUGUACAGCUAUGGAGUCGUCCUGCUCGAGCUUCUGUGCAGGAAAAGACCAGUAGACCCGACCUUCGAAGAUGGUGUAGACAUUGUCGCCUGGGUGGGGGGGAACCAACAGAUAGCUGAGGAAACUUCUCCUUUCUUCUUCCUCGAUGAGGAGAUCAGCUGGUGGACGGAACAAGAGAAAUUGAGAGCACUGAAGCUGUUAGAUCUGGCGGCCUCUUGCACUCAGGUGCCCUGCGAGGCGAGACCCUCCAUGAGAGAAGUUGUGAAGUACCUAAACCAGUUAAAUGUUCAAAGAAAGAGGACGACUUGA
Messenger RNA from Spirodela intermedia, 3487 nucleotides. NCBI's taxonomy places the organism in Eukaryota, Viridiplantae, Streptophyta, Magnoliopsida, Alismatales, Araceae. The record is from the annotation of a GenBank genome assembly.